AUGAAGUGUCUGGUUUGUGUUUUACAGCAGAUGCUAAAGGAGACCAGAGCUUUUGCACAAAUAGUUUCGACGUGUAUGUACCUGUAUUGUUUUACUACUUUGUCUUUGCUGCCAUCAGGCUUGACCAUGCUGCGAGCCUUUAGCCACACAAACGGUAGGUGUGUGUUCCACCACGCUAAGCGUUGGCAUCAUCGUAAGUCUGUGCUGGCCAUCAGGAGGGAAGAUGUCAAUGCAUGGGAGAGAAGAGCACCUCUAGCACCAAAGCAUGUUAAGGAGCUGACAAAGAUGGGAUACAAGGUCUUGGUGCAGCCGUCAAACCGAAGAGCCAUCCAUGAAAAGGAGUACGUCAAAGCAGGUGCCAUUAUUCAAGAAGAUAUUUCUGAGGCUUCACUGAUUAUAGGUGUGAAGAGACCUCCAGAGGACAAAUUAAUCCCUAAAAAGAACUAUGCCUUCUUCUCUCACACUAUUAAAGCCCAAGAGGCAAACAUGCCUCUUUUGGAUGAGAUUUUAAGACAGGAAAUUCGACUGUUUGACUAUGAAAAAAUGGUUGAUCAUAAAGGAAUGCGAGUUGUGGCCUUUGGAAAGUGGGCUGGUGUAGCAGGAAUGAUCAACAUUCUGCAUGGAUUGGGUUUGCGAUUUUUAGCUCUGGGUCAUCACACUCCCUUCAUGCACAUUGGGAUGGCACAUAACUACAGGAAUAGCAGUCAGGCUGUGCAGGCAGUACGGGAUGCCGGGUAUGAGAUUUCACUGGGACUGAUGCCAAAGUCAGUGGGGCCCUUAACAUUUGUGUUUACGGGAACUGGUAAUGUUUCUAAGGGUGCUCAAGAAAUGUUCAGUGCUCUCCCAUGUGAGUUUGUGGAACCACAUGAGUUAAAGGAAGUUUCCAGAUCUGGAGAUCUUAGGAAAGUCUAUGGAACAGUGCUAAGUCGUCACCAUCAUCUUGUGAGGAAACGUGAUGGACUAUAUGAUCCAGUAGACUAUGAAAAACAUCCAGAAAAUUACAUUUCUCGCUUUCACAUUGAUGUUGCACCCUACACAACUUGUUUAGUUAAUGGCAUUUACUGGGAACAAAAUAGUCCUCGCUUGCUGAGUCGGCAGGACACUCAAAAGCUGCUGGUGCCACUUAAAUCUGCUACUGGUGCAAUGGAUGGUUGCCCUGAAUUACCACACAGACUUCUGGCCAUAUGUGACAUUUCAGCAGAUACUGGAGGAUCUAUAGAAUUUAUGACUGAGUGUACAACAAUUGACAACCCAUUUUGUAUGUAUGAUGCUGACCAGCAUAUUACUCACAACAGUGUUGAAGGCUCAGGGAUUCUGAUGUGUUCCAUUGACAAUCUGCCAGCUCAGCUUCCUAUAGAAGCAACAGAGUAUUUUGGGGAUAUGCUUUUCCCUUAUAUUGAAGAGAUGCUGGUAUCAGAAGGCUCAGAACCUCUUGAAAAACAGAAUUACUCGCCUGUUGUUCGAGAUGCAGUGAUUGCAUCCAAUGGCUCACUGACACCUAAGUAUCAAUACAUCCAGAAACUGAGAGAGAGCAGGGAACAGGCUCAGUCACUGAAGAUGAGUGUUGAGAAGAGAGUUUUAUUGCUUGGAUCUGGCUAUGUUUCUGGCCCUGUGCUUGAAUAUCUCACUAGGGAUUCCAACACUGACAUCACAGUUGUAUCUGUCAUGAAGGAGCAACUUGAGCAACUGACAAAGAAGUACAGAAAUGUUACUCCAGUUCAUAUGGAUGUCCUUAAGCAUGAGGAAAAGCUGUCCUCUUUGGUGAAAAACCACGACCUUGUGAUCAGUUUGCUGCCUUAUUCAGCACAUCCUUUUGUUGCUAAGAAAUGUAUUGAAAACAAAGUGAACAUGGUAACAGCCAGCUACUUAACACCAGCCAUGAAAGAACUUCAGGAGAGUGUAGAAGCUGCUGGUAUUACAGUUGUCAGUGAAAUGGGCUUGGAUCCUGGUCUUGAUCACAUGUUGGCGAUGGAAUGUAUUGACAAGGCGAAAGAAGUUGGUGCUACGGUGAUAUCGUACACUUCUUUCUGCGGUGGCCUACCAGCUCCAGAGCACUCUGACAAUCCUCUGAGGUACAAGUUCAGUUGGAGUCCACAAGGAGUGUUGCUGAAUACAGUUCAGUCUGCUACGUAUUUAAAAGAUGGAGAGAUUAUCAAUAUUCCACCUGGAGGAGCAUUGCUGGAUUCUGUUACUCCAAUGGAUUUUUUCCCAGGAUUAAACCUUGAAGGCUUUCCUAACAGAGACAGCACCAAAUAUGCUGAGCCAUAUGGUAUUGAGACAGCUCGCACUUUACUGAGAGGCACCUUAAGAUACAAAGGAUUCUCCAGAACCAUGGGGGGCUUUGUAAAACUAGGAUUAAUUAACCCAGAUCCUUAUCCUUUGCUAAGCUCAUCUACACCACCUCUAACCUGGAAAGAGCUCAUGUGCAAACUGGUUGGAAUUAAGUCACCUGCUGAGCACCAUGUUCUUAAAGAAGCUGUAUUUAGCAAACUGGAGAAGGACAAAAGUCAGCUGGAAGCAGUGGAAUGGUUAGGUUUACUGGGAGAUGAACCAGUUCCAGCAGCAGAUUCCAUUGUAGGGGCUCUUGCAAAGCACAUGGAGAUGAAGCUGCCCUUUGGCACUGGAGAGAGAGAUAUGAUUGUUAUGAGAAGUGAAAUAGGUCUCAGGCAUCCUUCUGGCCAUUUGGAAGACAAAUUUAUUGAUCUAGUUGUCUAUGGGGAUAACAAAGGAUAUUCUGCAAUGGCUAAAACAGUGGGAUACCCUGCAGCUAUUGCUGCUAAAAUGGUUCUAGAUGGUGAAAUAACUGCCAAAGGCAUGGUCAUACCUUUGACAAAGAAUGUUUACGGGCCAAUACUUGAACGUGUUCGGGCAGAAGGCAUUAUGUACAGUACUCGCAGUGUUAUCAAACAGUAACUGAAAGCAGUGGAUUUCAUCAGGUUUUGGCUUUUUUUGGUUCCCCCACCUCCCCUUUUAGAAUCUCAGUUUGGACCAGCUAAAGGCAGCACCUGCCAUUUCAUUCACAAAUGUUGCCUUUCAUAAAACCUGCCACCAGGCUUGGUGUAGAAGCUGUCGAUACUCACAGAUUAUGAUAUUUUCCUCUUAAAAUUGUUAAGCUUUCAUGUACAUGUUUCAGCAUCAAUCAGGUAUUUCCUUGUAUUGUUUCUAAAAUAUCUCAGAAGGUUUUUGUUUUUUUGUUAUUAGAGUUUAUCUUGUAAGUUUAUAGGGCUAUUAUUGCGACAAAUUUAAACUGAAAGAAAAAUCUAUUAGUGGAUUGUUUUGUGGUGGAAAAGUCUGGGUAAUGACUGAAAGAAAAAUCUAUUAGUGGAUUGUUUUGUGGUGGAAAAGUCUGGGUAAUGAACUCCAUUGAUGAAGUUUAAUUGUUCAUGUGGUAAAAAUUAUUUUUCAGAAAAAUGGAGAUGGACAUGUUACUUAAAUUUUAACGCUGGUUGUCCCUUUCACUUUCGCAGUAUUCAUGAAUAUUUUCACAAUAACAAUAUGCAAAAAGUAGUUUAGAAAUUCUGCACUAUUAGCAAAUAAGAUCCUGUUAAAUCUUGAAAAUGUUCAGUUCUUAAAUAUUUGAAACCUAGAUCUUAAUAUUUUUAAUGACUUUAUUAUGAAUGUAAAUUUAAAUUAAUUGGAGGAGGAAGAAAAUUUAAAGCAAGCUUCCCCCCAUACCCUUUCUUGUUACAGAGUGGAAGCUGGUUGCGGUAUAUUGAAAUACCUGCUGUUACGUGUUGCCUUGUGCUGUGGAGAGGGCUCAUUAACAUUUAGCUCUGCAGCUACAAAGGGCAAUCUGAAAUACGACACAGUUACUGUGCUUAGAAGAUGCUCCAAAUGACACGUUUACUCUUCCCACUUACACUGCGUGCCUCAUCCAAGUUAAGUACUGUUACAAAGGGAAUACAUUGUGUAGUAUAUGCAGCUUUGAAAUGCACUAGGUUUAGGGGUUUAAAUGGCCACUUUUUGAGUUAGCUUCUGUUCUUCUGCUAGCAUGGUUUUGAAACGUUCUCUUGGGAACCUAUGCCUACUGCUCAGUACCGUGUCACUUUAGCCUGGUGGAGUUUGCCAGCUCAUUUGCUGCUGAGUGCUGUGCUGUCAGAUGUGUCAGCCCUGCUCUAGCUGUAGUUUAGCCCCAUCAGGCCACAACUGAACUUUAGCCCAAGUGCAGCUUCUCUGUAACAUAGUACCAAUUGCAUCCUUUCGUUUCAGGCCUGCUUCUCUAGCUUUUGCUUAGGGAUUUCUACACCACCUUGCAACUCUAAGCAUGGCUGAGACUUCACCAGUCAGGUCUGUGAGGUGCAAUGCUGUGGGCAGGUUGUAUUUGCACUGGUGCACCUGCCUAGAGCUUCCCUUUUCUAAAGCUGAAUACUGAUGCGGGAAGCUGUCUGCUUUCAGCUUUGCUCGCAAAUGCACUUUGCUGAUAAAUGCCUUUUCCUUCCUGAGAACCAGUGCUGUAAUCACAGUUCUGAGAGGCUGGAAUUCCAGGUGUUGUUUUGUGUGGUAGGAAAAGCAGCCAUAACAAUAAUUCAGGUUUUGAUCUUCAGGUUUUGUUACUCAGGAUUUGGAUUUUCUCUGUGCAGAUGCAACGAAGUAGCAACUGCUAGAGAGUUAGGUGAAAGGAGCCAAAGGGAGAAGGGAGAAUGAAGGGCACGUGUUACUGUGAAAGCGAAGGACUUUUUCUACUGAACCUAUGCUUUUUUAAUGUAAUGUCAAAUUUGGAUUCUGUUACAGUUCCAUGCAUAUAUCAUGCAAACUUCCUGUCUCCACCAAGUUCUUUUGCUUCCCACUGACGUUAGAGGCUGUUGGUCUGUUGUCUGGCUGGUAGAUGCAGCUGGGAUAAGGAUGGACCCGGCACUGUUCUGCUGCCUCCUCCUUCUCCAGGUAGAUUAAUGGCCUAUAACUAAGGGUUAAGUUAUACUUGUACCUGCUGGUCCCUUCCAGUCCAGUACUUGGUGAGACCAGGAUUUUACCUGAGAAUUCUCUGUCCCCUCCCUUAGCCCACAAAUACACAACCACAGAGUUGUUCCUCUGUAUAUAUGCAUGCACUGUACUUGCUUUUCUGCCUUGGAAAUGCAGUAUGAGAUGAAAAUCAGAUUUUUUUACAAAUAACUAAUAUUUUUGGAGCACUAAAGAAUGAGAACUGCAGUGUUUUCAUCAAGAAACACUGCUACUAUUUUUGAAACAUUUUAUAUUGGAAUGUAUUUCUAACUCCCAGUGCAAUGCUGCAUUUUGUUUUCUAUGUUUAGACUCAAAUGAAGUUAUUGCUCAUCUUUUUGUAUGAAGAUUGUACUUCUCAGUUCUCUUUGCAUAUUACUGGAAAGAUAAUUGUAUCUUAUACAUGAGAUUGCUUGAAAAAUAAAUCUGAACUCCUC
Motacilla alba alba is the source of this 5372-nucleotide messenger RNA. RefSeq names its product aminoadipate-semialdehyde synthase (gene AASS). Gene Ontology annotation, molecular function: saccharopine dehydrogenase activity. The record is from RefSeq and is a predicted model, not a curated record. Lineage: Eukaryota; Metazoa; Chordata; Aves; Passeriformes; Motacillidae. Gene Ontology annotation, cellular component: cytoplasm.